This is a messenger RNA of Cylindrotheca closterium, 231 nucleotides long. The record is from the annotation of a GenBank genome assembly. Lineage: Eukaryota; Bacillariophyta; Bacillariophyceae; Bacillariales; Bacillariaceae.
AUGAUUCUUCGUCAAAGACUGCAAGUGCUAACGCUCCUUUUCCUCUCGCUGCUUGCAUUCGCUUCCUAUCAUGAAUACACCGGGGGUGUUGCAUGGCUACAAUAUUUGGCGCUGAUCACCAUUCUAUCUUUCAUGUUUGUCUUCGACGUGGCCUUCACAAAUGAUUCACAAUUUAUCUUCGACCCGGAUGCGGAUAAUUGGAGACGCAAAGUGGAAUCACUUCAAGGUUAG